CCACAGGUUGGCCAAGGCCGCGGCCAUCGAAAAAUGGUGGGCAGCCGGGCCCAGCGAGGCCUGCGGGCUCAGGCGGCGGCGGCGGCGGAGGAGGAGGAGCAGGAGCCCCCCGUCAUCCUCAUCAGCGACGAGGACUCGGACGAGGGCCACGGCGCCUCGGUGCUGCUGUUGGCGGAGCCUCUCGAAGAUUCGGUUCUAGAAGAGGAGAAAUCUGAAGAGAUUGUGGAUGAAGAAUCUGGACUAGUAGUUACUUUCUGUAAAAAGGGGAACGUCAUGCCACAUGCAAGAUAUGACUGUAUGACCAACCUAUUUGAGCGAGCAGAGUGUGAGACCUGCAUCCCCCUCGAGCGGAACGCAGAGACGUGCGGCCAGUGUUACUGCUACAUAUGCGACAAGCCGGCCUCUGAGUGCCAGUCCUGGACGACGCCGGCCCUGUGUCACUGCAACGCCCACAACAAGAGUAAAUACUGGAAGGGCCAGCGUGACUUUACCUUAGCCGGAGUCCUGGCCACCUUCAACUUGGAGCUCUCCGAAAUUGACCGGGACCUCCGUCGUGGGGGCGAGCUUCUGAUCCAGUUUGUGCAGGAUCUGUCCGUGGAGUACACCAAGUACCUCGGCGGCGAGAGCCUGGCUCUGGGCCGGCAAGACUGCUUCUGUCAGCCCAAGCGCAAGGCCGACCAGUGCGACAACUGCAGGUGGAUUGAAACGGAGAUGGUGUACAGGUAUUCGAGCGUCUUCCAGAAGGUUUCCUCGUUCAUCAGCCAAGCAGAAGAGGAGAGUCCCAAAACAGCUGCUGUGAUGUUACUGGGGGCAAUCAAGGAGAUUUCCCUUCACAAAGACCCUGCUCGAAAUUGGCAAAACCUGGGUCCGACUGAAUCUUUGAAGAUAGCUGUGCCCUCUCUGAUGGACAGGGUGACCAGGGUCCUGCAGAGGCUGCUGGUCCUGAGCGACUUCCCCAAAUUUCUGUAUGAAAAAUUCAUCCAGUUCUUCCAGUCGAUCACCCUCCCCCCGUACUGUUUUGCCUUCACUAAUUGCCUGAAUAUUGCCCCGUGGGACCACAGAUUGUUGACCACGGUUCUGAAGGGCCAGAACAUCACUGGCAAACAGAAGAAGAACGGCAAGAAGGAAUCCCUCUGGGAAAUGCUGCCCGUCAUCCAGGCACGGGUGGAGAAGAUGGAGCACGGGGGCCAGUUCAAAGAGCUCGUUCGGUACCUGAAAGCAGUGAAGUCUGACGACACUCUGGGAUUAAGAGAACACAGGGACAAGAUUCCUUUCUACUUGUGCAAGAGCGGGGAUUUCACGAGCGCAGCCCAGUCCCUGCUCCUGCCACUGAACAACCUGGCCUGCUGUACCGCCUGUCGGCUGGCCCCUAUUCACUUUGAGAUCUACCUCAAGAUGUUCCGGACCGGGAGUGUGCCCUCCGGAAAGAGCCUCCUUGACUCAGACAAGUGGACUCUCAAUGUCGGUACUCCAGUGAAGCUAUGCAUUCUAAUUAAGCAGGCCCUGCGAGUGCUAUACAGCAAUCUGGCCCUGUACAGAAACGCCCGCUGCUGGGGCUCCCUGAUCACCGUGUUGGGCAGCAGCCCCAUCUUGGAGCCCAACGGACUGCUCACCACCAUCACCCUGCCGGAGCCUUCUGCUUCCUUCUGCCAGACGGUGCUGUCCGCCUCCUUCGAUAUCCUCAAAGAACUCAAGUCCAAAGCCAACGCCUCAUUGCCCUCGAGCAUAUUUUACGGUUCGCUGACCCUGGAGGCUUGUUUCAUCCUCGUCAUCCAAGCCGGCCUGCAGAUGCUCCUGACGGACCUCCCGUGGCUCAGCUCCCUGCUGGAGAUCAUGCUGGCCUUUGGGAAGAACCUGUGGGCCCUGAAGCUCUUCCUGGAGGGCAUCUCGUACCACGUGCCCGCCCUCCACGACGUCCUGCGCCUGGUGACCCGCGACCUGAGCUACCGGAAGCACAUGUUGCUGCGACUGUGGGAGAACCUUGGGCCAGAAUACGUCAGUGAACUACUUUGCCUGUUCCUGAGCUUCCAGAACCUGGAACUACAGUCCAUCGGCAUCUGUUUUUCUCACGUGGUCAUCGAAAACCUGCAGGAGUGUCCUUGGGCAAAGUCACUGGACGUCUCACGCUUCAAGGCGUUGAAAAGAUCCCACCUCGAGACAGCCAAUCAGCUUCAGCUGAACAAGUUUGUGUCUAUCGUGGAAAAGUUGUAGUCGUGGUUCUGGGAGAAGUGUCACCCGGGCCCGGCGUUGGGCUGCUUGUCGUUGGAGAGUUUCUGCACGUCACCUGCCGACCCGUUAACGGGCCUGAGCCAGGCCAGGGGCCCAGACUUCCCUUGCAGGAGGGUGCCGGUCCCCAGCUCCUCCCUCACCCCACUGCCUCCCCUCCACUCCUCUCCCACCCGGUCUGAGGGGUGGGGGGCAGCGUCGAACAGCCGGCCUCAGCCCCCUUCCCCGUCAGGGUGAGGCUAAAAGGGUGGGGGAGGUAGGGCCUCGCAGGAGGCUCGGAUGGACGACUGUGGCCAAAGGGGGCCCAGGACGCCCUUCGCCUGCAUAUCUUGUGGCCGGCUGGCCGGUAGGCAGAAUACACACCAGCAGACGGCAGACUGGGAAGCGGGGGUGAAAGUCAGGGGACGGGAGGCAGGGUGGGCCUCUUGUCUUGGUCCCCGGGCGCUCGAGUCCCAGAACAGACCUCUCUAGCGACAGCGUUUGAUCGUCAGCCCAACGCCCGGGCCGACCGCUGCCCGGCUGGACGGCCUCACCUGCCCACCGAUCUCGGGCCAGGGCAGAGCGGUUCAGGGAGAAGGGGCCACGGUUGGAUCUUCGUGCCUGGCCCCGACUCCAUCAGGAUCCGAUUUUAAGUUAUUAUUUUGAACCAGAUGAGCUCCCGCGUUCAAAAGCGAUGUACGCAUUGUAUCUACGUUGUUGUAGUUCCAGCUCAUGAUGAAAUAAAACUCACACUGGGCGUUUUCUCCCUC
Messenger RNA from Ornithorhynchus anatinus (platypus), 2975 nucleotides. RefSeq lists its product as uncharacterized. The record is from RefSeq and is a predicted model, not a curated record. The coding region runs from base 34 to 2211 and encodes 725 amino acids. NCBI's taxonomy places the organism in Eukaryota, Metazoa, Chordata, Mammalia, Monotremata, Ornithorhynchidae. The transcript has 19 exons.